UUGAACGUGAAACCUUAUGAUUACAAGUCAAAUGUGCUACCACUACACCAUCUCCACCAAUUUUCAGUUAAAAAAAACUGUGUAGCUCUUCCUUUUUUUAUCUUGUUCAAUAGUAUUUAUUGACCUUGAUUGAGAGCGCUUUAAACAUCGAAUUAAAAAUUUAAACCCGUAUAGUAUUUCUUAUUAGUACAAAUUCUGUGAAGUAUUUUGUAGUUAAUUUUUUCCUUUUUUUUUGUACCUUUCGUGUACUAAUUAUCAUUUCAUUCAAUAAUAUCGGCGUACUUUAGAAAACAAUUAGCAAGAGAGAAAACUACACUUUGUCUUUCUGUCGGCGACAUUAUCGGUAAGUUUUAUAAUCAACUUCACCGCCCGUUAAUUAGUUAGCACGAAAAGUUUCUUCUGUUUUCCUUUAGAGAAGUUUCUCUUCGUUAAUUAUACUUUUGGUGUUUAAUUUUGUACUAUGUUUUUACUUCACCUUUAGAAAGAAAUCCACGGAGUUUUUUUGAAGUCAUCAACACCAGAAAGUUUAUUCUCUCACCCGUUGUUAAUAAGGAUUUAUUAAUUGCUAAUUACCAAAAUUGUCUAUAAAACCACUCGCGUAGGAGAAUUACACUCCAAUUAAUAAUGGCAGCUGAUCAAAUCUGCAAACCUUUCGACAGCACGUUAAUGAUGCUUUUGAUAAUUAGUCUCACACUUGUUAUUUUAUUUAUGUCAAUACACAGCUGUUAAUGGUAUUUGAAACUUUCCGAAUUCAGAGCUAUUAUCAUUUGUCAUGUUUCCAAAAAACACUCAAGAGAUUUUUCUUACCAUGUGCUUCCUAUGAAAAUCACAGCUGCCUCUACCAUGAUAAAAGUUGAUAUUUUUUUUCCACUUCUUCAGUCAGAACUAUCCAUUUAAAGAUAUACGCAGUACUGUGAGACGGAAAAGAAAAUGGUUGGCACACCUGUUAAAAGACAUUCUCCCUUCAGAGCUACAAAAUUGUGGAACCAGCUUUUAAAAAGUUUUAAAGAAGGCAUGGAAUUAAAACGAAGACGUUGGAGAUUAAAAAGUUAUGAACAAUGUUUUACUGGUGCAGAAGCUCUCGACUGGCUACAUAAUUACCUUCAAAACAGCUCUUCAUUUGGUGCUCAUGUAACAAGGGAACAAGCUUUUAUGUUACUUCAGAAAUUUCUGGAUAAUGAUGUAUUUCGAAAUGCUGCUGGCAAAGCAUCAAAGAAAUUUCAAGAUACAAACUGCUUAUAUAGAUUUAACGAAAAAAAAGAAAACUUGAAAGAAAUUAACUCGAAGGGGAAAGAAAAUGUAACACCUCAAAACUCUUUAAAUCAUAUAAUAAAAAUAUUCGGUCGCCGACAUUCGCGACCACCUAAAAUUCACCAACAAACUCCUUUUGGUAAUAUUAUUGAAAAUAGUAUUCCAUCUGUCACAAAAAAUCAAGAUGUUAAGAAAAAUCGAAGUGCUUCUAUGAAUCCACUUGGCUAUCAUUUGAACAACAAAAAUGAAAUUCAUUCACGAAGACAUUCAGUAACUCUGGGAAAGCGAAAAUCAACAGGCAGUGAAAACAAUGACAGCUCAUCUCCCUCAAAGUUACGGAAAACAGACUUGGGUCGAUCUUUAAUCUUUCGAAGUACGAAUUCGUGGUACGUGUAACAAGUGCUUGUUUAAAUCAAAAAUGAAGAGUUUCUCGGCGAUAACAUUGCGCAUGAUUCACAUGCCAAGUAAACGAUUAGAUAAAGAAAAUUGUCUCCAUUGCUUUCCAGUCAUUAACCAUCCAAGAAAAGGAGAAAAAGAAGUUUUACAUGAUUCCAUCGGUGAAAAACAUAUACACACAUAAACGAAACAUUGUAAUUCACUUUGAUUAAUUCAGGUGCGUGUAAAACUGUUUGUAAACUGGUAACAUCAAGUGACAACUUGUACCAGCCAGUGAAAACAUAUAAGAACUAGUGACCUUGUUACAGCCAGAGACAACUUGUAACAUCUAGAGACAACUUAUAACAGCCAGCGACAACAUGUAAAAUUAGUGACACCUUACAACAUGAUGUUGCUAAUAAAAGAGCACCAUUACGGUGUAAAAAUAAGGCUAACUAUCUUAUGUAAAUAAUUUAAUAUUGGUUUAUCUUAUUCUGUUGCGUGUUUUUGUUUAAAUAAUAGCAUUUUCAUAUAUUUUUGCUACCAACA
Hydractinia symbiolongicarpus is the source of this 2175-nucleotide messenger RNA. Its product is annotated as DEP domain-containing protein 1A-like. The coding region runs from base 931 to 1647 and encodes 238 amino acids. The transcript has 3 exons. Gene Ontology annotation, biological process: intracellular signal transduction. NCBI's taxonomy places the organism in Eukaryota, Metazoa, Cnidaria, Hydrozoa, Anthoathecata, Hydractiniidae. The record is from RefSeq and is a predicted model, not a curated record.